AUUUCCAAUUUCAAUUGACCAGGAGCCAAGAUUUCCACCUUUUCACUGACAACAUCUAGAAUGUAGUGGAUUCUAUAUUCCCGUCUCAGACAGCUUAAAAGAACUUCUCAUACAGCAUAUUGGCGUUUUGAUUCGGGUGUUGAUAAGAAUUGCUAAGGUUGGAGUCAUCUUUUUCGUUUCUCUUGGUUUCUAAAAUGGAACCACUUGUGGCUAUUCUCCGCUCAGGGAUAGAACAUCAAGAGUCUCCAACUCUUAACUCUGGGUUUUAUUUUAUCGGCCGUAACCUGUAAAGUAUGACGAGGGUUUGAGUACUGCAACAGGGCUGGAAGAAUGGCAACCAGAUGAGCUGGAGACAAAAUCAUGCACAACUGGCACAUGUACACCAAGCUGGGUUACCUAUCACGAGUGAACACACCAGUUGUAGUAUUCAUACCCUCCUGAUAAGUAGCAUAGACCGGUGUGCAUGAUUUUGUCUCCAGUCAAUCAGGACUUGGAAUCAAUGGUAGCUGAGGUGAUGGUUUUAGCUCAAAGAGGAGCACAGUCUUGGCUUGAGAAUUUAGAUUUUGUUGUCAUAAAAUCUAGUAUAUUUUUAUUUAUGAGGAAAUAUUCCCCCUCAUGGCUGUAAAGGCUAUGAGGACGGAUUUUGUGAGGAUGAAAUUUGCUGAAAGACUUGAAAUCACUAAGGUUAUGUUUGGUUUGAAAAAAAAAAAGUAGGGAAAAAAAGGGAAAUUUAUACAAGAUUUGUAAAGGGUUUCUUAACUUUCGCUUCCUUUCCCAACUCUUUCCUUCAAACCAAAUACAGCCUAAAAAGACAAUAUAUAAUAAAAUAUAGGUAUAUCCUCUCUCCUCUCCAAUUCCCCUUGGAUAUAUUUGCACAAAUCCCUUGUUGACACUCUUGUCGUGAAUUGUGAUGUAAACUUUUAAGUCUUGAAAAGCCCGGCCCAGCCCAAGUCUUAGGGAGAUUAUUUACUUUGUUGGGCAAUGCUAAACAUAGGCAUUCGUUUUCUUGCAUGCAGCAUGACUCACAGGUGAUCGUACGCCGGAGCGGAUCUGAUGAGGUCUUAACUCCUAAAGAUACGAAUUCAUUUUAUUUACGGUCAUGGCAGCUAGCUUCCCUCUCAAACUCGGUAUUUCCCACCCUUCUCGGCAAUGCCGACCCCCAGCACCUAUAUCGGAAAACAGAGUUACGCACUCGAUUGUAAGUAUACCAUCUCCAAUUACUCAAAAUUCUUACGGAGUGCUCAGAGGAAAAUUUUCCGAAGCUGCUACCAUCCCUCAAACCAACCAAGAACAUCACACCCAAGAAUUGGUUGAUCUCUUACGCGAUUGCGCAAUAAAGGGGUCGCUCCGAGAAGGAAAAGCAAUCCAUGCCUUGCUGUUGAAGUCCGGCUUUGAUGUCGAAAAAUCAGUACUACUAUUUAAUCACGUGGUUCAUAUGUAUUCAAAAUGUUCUAAUUUUGACGCCGCUCGAAGGUUAUUUGAUGAAAUGCCUGAAAGAAACGUAUUUUCGUGGACAGUCAUGAUUGUGGGUUCGUCAGAGAAUGGUCUUUUCUUUGAUGGAAUUGGAUUUUUCUGUGAGAUGCUGCAGAAUGGAAUCCUACCGGACAAAUUUGCUUAUUCCGCUGUCAUCCACGCAUGUAUUGGGCUAGGAUGCGUUGAAUUUGGUGAAAUGGUGCAUGCUCAAAUUGCUAAGAGAGGCUUUUCUGCAUACGUUGUUGUCAGUACUUCUCUUCUUAACAUGUAUGCGAAGUUGGGAAAAAUUGACGACUCAGUUAGGGUAUUCAAUACCAUGACCGACCAUAAUGAAGUCUCAUGGAAUGCAAUGAUAUCGGGAUUAGUGUCAAAUGAUCUUCACAUGGAAGCCUUCAGUCAGUUUCUCAGAAUGAGAAGGGAAGGAUUUAAACCGACUACAUACACGUUUGCUAGUGUUUUGAAAGCAAUUGCAAAGCUGGGCGAUGUUGACAAGGGUAGAGAAGUACACAACUACGUUACUGAAUUGAGUAUGGAGUUCAAUAUUCUUGUGGGAACUGCACUCAUUGAUAUGUACUCAAAAUGUGGUUGUCUAUCUGAUGCAACAUCUAUUUUUGGAAAGAAUUUCUCAAACUGUGGAGUGAAUACACCAUGGAAUGCCAUGAUUUCAGGCUAUUCACAAGGUGGGUGUAGCGAAGAGGCUUUGCAACUCUUUAUUAGAAUGUGCCUGAAUGGUGUGGAACCGGACCCUUUUACUUAUGGUAGUGUUUUCAAUGCAAUCUCCACCUUGAAGUGUCUGCAGCUUGGGAAGGAAGUUCAUGGAAUGGUACUGAAGUCUGGGUACUGUUCAAGUGUUUUAAGUGUGAACAAUGCAAUUGUAGAUGCAUAUUCCAAGUGUGGUUCGCUUGAGGAUGCAAGAAAAGUGUUCGAGGGAAUGGAAGAGAGAGAUCUGGUGUCUUGGACAACCAUGUUGACUGCUUAUGCCCAAUGUUCAGAAGGGAAGGAAGCAUUAGACAUCUUCUCGCAGAUGAGAGAUGAAGGCUUCAAGCCCAAUGAGUUCACAUUUGCUAGUGUCCUUGUGGGAUGUGCUAGCCUUUGUUUGCUUGAAUAUGGUCGACAAGUUCAUUGCCUUCUUUGUAAGUCAGGUUUGGAUGAUCAUGAAUGCAUUGAGAGCGCUCUGAUCGACAUGUAUGCAAAAUGUGGUAGUAUAAUAGAGGCAGAGAAAGUUUUUGAGAAAAUCAUUAACCCCGAUGUUGUUUCAUGCACUGCAAUGAUAUCGGGCUAUGCUCAACAUGGUUCCACAAACAAAGCCAUUCAACUCUUCCAGAGGAUGGAAGAAAUGGGCAUCGAGGUUAAUUCCGUUACCCUUUUAUGUGUUCUGUUUGCUUGUAGUCAUGGAGGCAUGGUAGAGAAAGGGCUGCAUUAUUUUCAGUUAAUGGAGAAGAGAUAUGGUUUGGUGCCAGAGAUGGAACAUUAUGCCUGUGUAGUCGAUCUCUUGGGCCGUGUAGGCAACCUUGACAAGGCAAUGGAGUUCAUCAAUAAUAUGCCAAUUAAGCCAACGGACAUGGUUUGGCAGACAUUGUUAGGAGCCUGCAGGGUUCAUGGAAAUGUUGAAUUGGGUGAAAUAGCAGCCAAGAAAAUCAUCUCAGUUAGGCCGGAAUUUUCAGCAACUUACGUACUUUUGUCGAACACUUACAUUGAGAACGGUAGUUUAGAAGAUGGAGUUAGCCUGAGAAAUGCAAUGAAAGAGAGAGGGGUGAGGAAAGAACCGGGAUUUAGCUGGAUUUCUGUGAAAGGCAGAGUCCAUAAAUUCUUUGCAGGAGAUCAGCAACACCCUCAGAAAGAGGAUAUAUAUGCCAAGUUGGAAGAAUUGAGGGGCAAGAUGAAAACCAUGGGCUAUGUACCAGACUUCAGAUACGUACUGCAAGACCUGGACUGAGAGGCAGAAAGCAGUUUCCCUUGAACCUAUUUAUUUAGUUUCUAAUGGUGAUUUGGCAUGUCGUGGAAUAUGAUACUCAAUUCUCAAAUUUGAGCCCGUUUGGGACUUGGGAAGGCUAGAGGGCUUUGACGCAGCUGCUUCUGGCUUUGCGAGGUGGGCCCCAUACAGACAGCCUAUUCGCCAUGUUUGGCGAAAAACCGGCUGAACCCAAAAGCCAAAAUAACUGUCUGAAAGCCAAAAACAUGGUGGAUUUCCACUGAAGCUUGUUUUAGUGGUUUCUCCAAAGCAGCUCAGCCAACGUAUUUCUCAACCAACGCUUAGCCCUCCUAAACGGGCCCUGCAAGGACCACUUACACGAGUUGUCGAUUGUUUACAGCUUUUCAAGUCCGGGGGCUUAUAAAAGGAAAGAUUUUUCUCAA
Messenger RNA from Nelumbo nucifera (sacred lotus), 3828 nucleotides. Its product is annotated as pentatricopeptide repeat-containing protein At2g27610-like. Gene Ontology annotation, biological process: RNA modification. The record is from RefSeq and is a predicted model, not a curated record. NCBI's taxonomy places the organism in Eukaryota, Viridiplantae, Streptophyta, Magnoliopsida, Proteales, Nelumbonaceae. Gene Ontology annotation, molecular function: protein binding; RNA binding.